AUGGAGAGUCUUGAUUGCACAGAAAGGAAGCUGCUUAGACAUCUACCUGGCUACUUUUGGCCUAGAGUACGACACAAUGAAGAUCUUUACGCAGAAAUUGAUGUGGUAUACCAGCGGAUGACACGUGGAAGAUAUCAACAUCUUGCACCGCCAUCGAAAGUGGCUACAGUAAACCGUCUUCGCUUCCUUGGUCACAUAUUAAAGGGACCAGCAGAUCGCCUUAUUCAACGAGUACUAGGGAGUUUGUCGGGUUCAAGCCGGAAGAGGCCAAAUGGCAAAAAACGGAAGUUGUGGACUGAGUUGUUGAAAGAGGACCUGAGGACUCUCGGCGUGGAUAGGCAGUUCAAGCGAAAUCUAAGAUUCGCAGGAUAUGGAAUAGCGAUGGAUGGGUUGAUUCGGUGCCAGCUCUCGCAGAAGAUCGAGAAGGUUGGACAGAGCUAUGUUCAAGGACACCACACCCCGGUGAAGAUGCGGGUAAUCGUGUCAGGCGAUGGCAUCAUUCAUCAUGGCAUCGCCGAUUAA
Necator americanus (New World hookworm) is the source of this 522-nucleotide messenger RNA. RefSeq lists its product as uncharacterized. NCBI's taxonomy places the organism in Eukaryota, Metazoa, Nematoda, Chromadorea, Rhabditida, Ancylostomatidae. The coding region runs from base 1 to 522 and encodes 173 amino acids. The transcript has a single exon. The record is from RefSeq and is a predicted model, not a curated record.